Eublepharis macularius is the source of this 1504-nucleotide messenger RNA. Its product is annotated as C-factor-like. The transcript is spliced from 6 exons. NCBI's taxonomy places the organism in Eukaryota, Metazoa, Chordata, Lepidosauria, Squamata, Eublepharidae. The record is from RefSeq and is a predicted model, not a curated record. Bases 2 to 769 code for a protein of 255 amino acids.
GAUGGCUCCACUUGCUUGCAGUGUCCUGGUGACAGGCUCCAACCGGGGAAUUGGACUAGAACUGGUGCAGCAGCUUGCCGAGACAACAGAUCCACCAGAGCACAUCUUUGCAACUUGCCGGAAUCCUGCUGGAUCCCAAGGAAAGGCUCUGCGUGAACUGGCUGACAAACACCCCACUAUUCAUGUGGUUCAGUUAGAUGUGAAGGACCCAUCCAGUCUCAAGGCUGCUGUGUCAGUGGUUGAGUCCCAUCUAAAUGGUAAAGGCCUGAAUUUGCUAAUCAACAAUGCUGGAGUUGCCAUCUAUGGCUCGCUGGAGACGAUGGAGCAGGAAGAAAUGUUGUCUGUGUUCAACACCAACGUAGUAGGGCCCACCCUUGUGGUCAAGGAGUUCUUGCCCCUGUUGAAGAAGGCAGCUAGAGAGAGCGCAACAGAGGGAAUGAGUUGUGGCAAGGCCGCCAUCAUCAACCUUACUUCCAGACUGGGCUCCAUUGGGCGAGGCUUUGAAUUUGAAGGUCCACCUGUGUACUCGUACCGUGUAACCAAGGCUGCUUUGAAUAUGGCAACGGCAUGCAUGGCAUCAGAACUGCAAAGCGAGGGGGUCUUGUGCACUGCGCUCCAUCCUGGCUGGGUGAAAACAGACAUGGGAACAGCCGAGGCACCUUUGACUGUCGAGUGCAGCGUGCGGGGCAUCCUCAGAGUCCUUGCUAAUUUAUCAUCAUUGGAAACAGGGGCUUUUCUGGACUGGGAAGGAAACCACUUUCCCUGGUGAGGAGAUUUUGGUCAGAGCUCCAGAACACCUCAACAGUGCUGAGCAUCUAAAUUGUGAAAGUUUGUGCCUUUUAAUAUGCCGAUUCUCGUUUCCUUGACGCUUUAGCCGCUGUUUACGUUUUCUGGGCAUUUGUUCCCAUUCAGGUUUGAGAACAUUUUGCAUUAUUAAAUGGGAGCAUUUUGUGUUGCCAAAUAUCCCUGUUUUAAAUUCUUGAGCUUUUCAGCAGCUCAGCCCUGAGACUCUAACACCCGCACUGACACCAUUAGUUUGCCUGCUCUGGCAGAUGGAAACACCCCUAACACGGUUCGGAGAACAUAACAAUGGCAUCGGAGCCCAUGAUAAUGCCAACCAGCAGGUACACACAAACUCAGUCAUGUGUAUGUAUGAAAAGUACCAUCAAGUCGCAGCUGACUUAUAUGGCAACCACGUAUGGUUUUCAAGGCAAGAGACAAACAGAGGUAGUUUGCCAUAGCCUGCUUCUGCAUAGUGACCCUGGACUUGCUUAGCAGUCUCCCACCCAAGUACUAGCCAGGGCUUACCCUGCUUAGCUUCUCUGACGAGAUCAGCCUAGCCUGCACCAUCCAGGUCAGGGCAUACUUACUUCUGAGAUCUGAUGAGAUCAGGCUAGCUUGGGUCAUCCAGCCAUGCACCCUCUCAAGUCAGAGCACUGCCUGCUAUGCAUAUACAGAACACACCAAAGAAGGGUACAAAAAGGAUCAUCAUUUUAAGUCAACC